AAGCUUAAAUAAACAUGAUUCAAACUUUAAGAGACAUUGCAAUAACUCUGUCAAUGAAAAAUGAUGCUGAAAAAGAGAUUACUGACAAGGCAAUACUUAUUCUUGGAGCUUCUGUAUCGGGUAAAUCAUCAAUAAUUGCUCAAUGGCUAGGCAAAAAUCCCCCAAAUGGAAAAAGAGCACCAGGAAUAGAAUACUCAUGGAGCCGAAAAACAAAUAAAAUUUGUCACAUUUGGGAAAUGCUAGAAACAAUAUCGCCAAAAGUAAUAUCGACAAUUCUUAAACCAGAAAGACAAUUUAAACCGGUUUUAUUUCUGAUAGUUUUCGAUUUAUCACGACCAAAUUCAAUUACUUUAGAUGCUCAACAAAUUUUCAAUAACGUAUCGGGAUUUUCUCCAGAGAAUAUUAUUAUUAUUGGUAGUAAAUACGAUAUUUUUCAAAAUUUAGAAUCAGAAAUGAAAAAAAAUGUGUGUAAAUUUUUACGUGGAAUAGCAUUAUUGAGAUCAGCACAUCUUAUAUUCUACAGUCAUGAAAUUCCUGCAUUAGUUAAACGAUUUGGUGAGCUAUUGAAUAGUAUUAUUUGGAGUUCAGGAAAUUCUCGUGCCGCUCUAUCUAAAGAUUAUCAUACACCAUUGUACAUUACUCCAUCGAGCGAUUCAUGGAGUGAUUUAGGAAUAAACGCAUGUUCAUUAGAACAAUUAUGUAAUGCAUAUAAUCGACAAUUUUAGGGCUCCUACCCCUUCGGUUUUGGGCCGGAGUGUCGGGUUUUCGAGGCGUGUCUGCGAUUUCCGGGCAAAGGUAUAAAUUCUCUGGAUUUGAGCAAAAAAUAUUAAAUUUGUUCUUUCCAAAAAAAAUUUAUAACUUUUAUUGCUAUCAAAGAAAAUAUAUUCCGAAUAAAAUAAUUCAAUUCCGUUUAAAACAAAGGUAAACAUAACCUCCGUUCUCUGUAAUACUUCGUGUCCCAUUUUUGAACUCAACGGUUAAAAAUAUUUCAGAACCCUAGUGGAAAUAUUUCAAAUGAUAGGCUUAAAAAGAUUUACUAAUUCUGAAAAACUCUUCUUUUGAAUUAGUAAGACGUUUUAAGUCUCAUCUGAAAUAUUGGUGGCUGGAUUCGAGCUUAAUAGACUAUAGCUGGAGAGACACCACUGCUGGAUUCGGACUAAGUAAGCACUAAAGUCGUAAUCAAUUCUAUAGCAUGCACACUCCUACCGAAUCUUUUAAUGAUAGUAUAA
Molecule: messenger RNA, 1229 nt
Organism: Chrysoperla carnea
Lineage: Eukaryota; Metazoa; Arthropoda; Insecta; Neuroptera; Chrysopidae
Product: cytoplasmic dynein 2 light intermediate chain 1
Exons: 3
Coding region: 15-725 (236 amino acids)
Biological process (GO): intraciliary retrograde transport; intraciliary transport involved in cilium assembly
Cellular component (GO): axoneme; cytoplasmic dynein complex; ciliary basal body
Molecular function (GO): dynein heavy chain binding
Source: RefSeq, a predicted model, not a curated record